UGGAGGUCCCUCAAACGCAUGUUCAGACUAGUUCUAGGAGCAGGAUGCCUGGGUGAAGGUAAAGAAUGAUCAUGUGGACAUUGGUGCUCCUCACAAUAGGAAUAGUGGAUUUGGGUAUUGGCCAACACUACAGCCAGAUCCAGUGGCUGUCCCACCUGCGCAGGCGACAAUGGCACGCUGGCUUGCAGGCUGAGGAUGCAAAUUGCCCCCUGGAGUGUAAUUGCCCCUCAGUCUACCCCACAGCCAUGUACUGUCAUAGCCGCAACCUUCAGCAUGUUCCCUAUGUCCCCUCGCAUAUAAAAUAUGUCUACCUGCAGCAUAACCAGAUCACAGGCAUCCAGGAUGGGGUGUUUGACAACGCUACCGACUUGGUCUGGAUUGUGUUAUUUCACAACAAGCUCAGCUCAGACAAAAUCAGCAAGAAUGUCUUCAGCAAGCUCAAGAACUUGGAUCGGCUCCUCUUGGAUCACAAUGACCUAACACACGUGCCUCCUAACUUGCCCACUUCAAUCACAGACCUGCGACUUGGGCACAACAAGAUAUCAAAAGUCCUUGCCAGCUCAUUCAAGGGGAUGACCAACCUCACCACCCUUCAUCUCCAAGCAAAUGCCAUAGAAGACGUUGGAGGUGUGUUCAAGGGGUUCAAGUCUCUGACAGUGCUGGAUAUCAGGAAAAACAAACUAAGAAAAAUCCCUGACAACCUCCCUGUGAGGGUGCAGCAGCUAUACCUGGAAUUUAAUAAUAUAGAAAGCAUUCCAGCAGAUUUUCUCACCAUGUAUCCCAAACUGCAGUUUGUCCGCUUAGCUCAUAACAAGCUGACUAAUAAAGGACUUCCUUCCAAUGUCUUCAAUAUCAGCACGUUGGUCGAGCUUGACCUGUCCUUCAAUAAACUGGAAAAGAUUCCUGUUGUCAGCAUGAACCUGGAGAACCUUUACUUGCAAGGCAAUAAGAUUAAAGAGUUCUCCCUGAGCAGUUUCUGCAGUGCUGUUGACAUGUCAAACUUCUCCAGGCUGAAAAUGCUCCGUCUCGAUGCUAAUGAGAUCAGUGCCAAAGACAUUCCUGCUGAAGCCGCCUACUGUUUGCGGCAUGUUGCUUUCAUUGAUGUGUAGAGGUUUCCGAAAUGUUUCUAUCUGUAACACAUGCCAUGCUAUUAUGCUUCAUUGCAUUUUCCUUAUAUUACUCACUCUCCUCCUCAUUAAAACAUGAUUGCAUAAUGUUUGUUUAAGCUGUUAUGAAAGCUGUUAGCAUUAUUGAAAUUAUAAAACUAACCAAAAGGAAAUACCAUAGUUUUACAAUCACAUAUCCGGGUGGCAGACAUGUGGAUGACAAAGAGUGAAGAGAUCUGGUCUAACGAGUUACAUCCGCUCAACUAAUUAAUUGGUUCCAGUUGUCUGGUAAAAUGGUUAGUAAUAAUAGUGCUCAG
Pundamilia nyererei is the source of this 1423-nucleotide messenger RNA. It is a transcript of the gene fmodb, whose product is annotated as fibromodulin b. Lineage: Eukaryota; Metazoa; Chordata; Actinopteri; Cichliformes; Cichlidae. The record is from RefSeq and is a predicted model, not a curated record. The coding region runs from base 66 to 1109 and encodes 347 amino acids. The transcript has 3 exons. Gene Ontology annotation, molecular function: protein binding.